Molecule: messenger RNA, 5593 nt
Organism: Loxodonta africana (African savanna elephant)
Lineage: Eukaryota; Metazoa; Chordata; Mammalia; Proboscidea; Elephantidae
Gene: ARID3B
Product: AT-rich interaction domain 3B
Exons: 9
Coding region: 172-1845 (557 amino acids)
Biological process (GO): regulation of transcription by RNA polymerase II
Cellular component (GO): nucleus
Molecular function (GO): DNA binding
Source: RefSeq, a predicted model, not a curated record
GCCCCCGGCUGCGGAGGAGGCUGAGACGCAGCUGCGGCGCCGGGGUCUGAGCGGCUGCCUGCUUACCGUGGGCUGAGCCGGAGUGCCCCGCAGAGGCCAGACCCAGUGUGCCUGCUGGGCUGUGACCAGGUUCAUAGCCAUGCCAAUCAGUGGGUGAAGCUUGAGGCAGUCAUGGAGCCCCGGCAGCAGCAGCAGCAGCAGCAGCCGCAGCAGCAGCAGCCGCACCUGGCUUCUUUGCAGAUGGACGCCAGGGAGAAGCAGGGACAGCAGAUGAGAGAAACCCAGUUCUUGUAUGCCCAGAAGCUGGUCACACAGCCCACUCUUCUUUCUGCCACACCUGGAAGGCCUUCUGCCAGCUCUGCCCUGGGUCCCUUAGCCAGAGUUCCACCAGCCACAGCAGCCCCCCGAGUUUUUGAACGAAGUAACGUGAACUCAGAGCCUGAGGAAGAGGAAGGAGGUUUGGAAGAUGAGGAUGGGGUUGAGGAAGAUGCAGAGGUGGCUGAGAAAGAGGCACAGUCUGCUUCAAAGUGUUGCCACGUGCAGAAACCAGUUCACCAAGACUCCAGAGCAGUGCCCCUGUCCAGUCUCCUUCCAGCACCAGGGCUCCCACCUCAUGGACCGCAGACUAAAGAAGACCAUACCAAAGAUGCUUCCAAGGCCCCACCUUCCGUCUCCACGUCUGGGCAGCAGAGCUGGAAUCUGGAUGAGCAGCUCAAGCAGAAUGGUGGUUUGACUUGGAGUGAUGACGCCGACGGAGGCCGGGGAAGAGAGAUCUCUCGAGAUUUUGCCAAGCUGUAUGAAUUGGAUGGUGAUCCUGAAAGGAAGGAGUUCCUGGAUGAUCUCUUCAUCUUUAUGCAGAAGAGGGGGACCCCUAUCAACCGAAUACCCAUCAUGGCCAAGCAGAUCCUGGACCUGUACAUGCUGUACAAGCUGGUGACGGAGAAGGGCGGCCUGGUGGAAAUCAUCAACAAGAAGAUCUGGAGGGAGGUCACCAAAGGCCUCAACCUGCCCACGUCCAUUACCAGCGCCGCCUUCACCCUUAGGACCCAGUACAUGAAGUAUCUAUAUGCCUACGAGUGUGAGAAAAAAGCCUUGAGCUCCCCAGCUGAGCUCCAGGCGGCCAUCGAUGGUAACCGGAGGGAGGGGAGACGGCCUAGCUACAGUUCCUCGCUGUUUGGCUACUCACCCACUGCUGCUUCUGCUGCGGCUGCCGGGGCCCCUGCCCUUCUCUCCCCACCCAAGAUCCGCUUCCCUAUCCUUGGGCUUGGCUCCAGCAGUGGCACCAGUGCCAGUAGCCCUCGGCUGUCCCCAGCAACCACUCUCAGGAAAGGUGACGGAGUCCCCGUGACAACGGUGCCCGUGCCAAAUCGCCUAGCUGUGCCCUUGGCAGGCCAGCAGGCCAGUACCCGGACUGCCACACUGGAGCAGCUGCGGGAGCGGCUGGAGUCAGGGGAGCCUCCUGAGAAGAAGGUGUCAAGGCUGUCAGAGGAGGAGCAGCGCCUGGUGCAGCAGGCCUUCCAGCGCAACUUUUUCAGCAUGGCGCGGCAGCUCCCCAUGAAGAUCAGGAUCAACGGCAGAGAAGACAGAUCAGAGGCCUCAGCUGCAGCCCUGAACUUGACUACGAGCAGCAUUGGGAGCAUCAACAUGUCUGUGGACAUCGACGGCACCACCUACGCAGGUGUGCUGUUUGCCCAGAAACCUGUGGUCCACCUCAUCGCAGGAUCUGCUCCCCAGAGCGUCGGCAGCAGCGCCAGCAGCAGCAGCAGCAGUUCUCACUGCUCACCAAGUCCUACCUCAUCCCGGGGCACCCCCAGUGCAGAGCCCUCCACCAGCUGGUCCCUCUGAUGGGCAGAGCCAGCUUCCUACUCCCGCUGUCCUGUCGAGAGUGAAGGACUUUGAUGCACAGGAUUUACCUCAUCUCACGGAGCCCGCGUUGAACACCGUUUGGCCAGACGUUGAGGAUUUGUCCAGGCUCCAUUCAGGUCCUGCUGUACCCUGGGGGCAGGGAGAGGCCGGAGGGGCAGGACAAGACAGGCGUUGUCCAAUCAGGGAUUGUCCUGGAGAACUGGGCAGGGGUCUGUGGAUGGCCAGCUUCCUCCAGGGCUCUCAGGUCACCUCCCAUCCCAGGGCACAGUGUAUUGACAAUCCGUAAGCCAACACAGGGCUAGAGGCCCUCUAUGACCCUUCCCCUUAAUUUAUUUCCCUUCCCUGCCUUCUGCCGUGACCCCAGGGUCACUGACCUCUCCCUUGCUCAGUCCCCUACUUUUUAACUCUCAUGUGGGGCUGCUAGGAGCCAAGAGCCUGCCUCCAUGGUCCUUCUCUGCUGAGCAUGGGAGGGGGCCCUCCCAGCCCACCUUGCCUACUGGGCUUGGCUCCUGAGUGGUUCCCUCAAAUCCAAGUCUUGAAUCAGUCCCUAGGGUCCUAUAUCUCCCUUUUAACGGUCCCAAGGAAGGGCACAUGAGGGCAGUUUUCAGGUCCUAGUCCACUGCGGAGGGGAAGGCAGAGCUCGGGGCUGCCCGGGCCCUGGCACCCACCUUACACUGACCCUUCUCUGAACCUCCCCAACCUCCUGCUCCCCCUUCCCCUUGUUGGCCAGCUUUCCCAAGAGCAGCCCGCUUGUCCCUUGGGCCACCCUUCUCCUCCUGGGGCCAUCUCAACCCCCACCUCCCCCAAACCUGCUGAUGUCAGGUUCAUUGAAAUACCUCAGAUUUGUAAUUGUUGAUGUUUGGAUCUUCAGGAAGUAUUUGCAUCUCUGAAAUCUUUUUUAUAUGUGUUUUACUGACUUUGUUUUUUUUAUUUUUUUAAUUUUUUAUUAUUGUUCUUGUUGUAGCACCAAAGAAUUGAAAGCAGAGCACCCCCAAAGCCAAACAAAUGCUUUGGCCUUCCCUAAGAGCCCAGAGAGGAGGUGACUCAGGGAUCAUGGUGGUGGGGAAGGAGGUGGGAUAGAGGUCCCACUCUCACGCCAUUUGUGAAGACAGUCCUUAAUUCGUUUCCUGCCCAAGCAGGGCUUAUCUUGGACCCUUGCCCCAGCUCACCUGUGUCGGGGUGGGAUGUCUCCCCUUACUCAACAUUGCCACCUCAGGACAUGGACAGGCCAUGGAAGCCGAGGCCCUUGGUGGCCUUGCCAGAGGUCAGGCUGCCCAGGGAAUAAGGAGAUGCCGAGAGCUCAGUCUCUCCUCCUGGACCCUGCGGUGCGGCAGGUUGCUCUUUUGUUAUGGAGAAAAGGCCGUUUCCUGCACAAGGCUCACCUCUCAAUCAUCUAGGCCCUGAUUUGUUCAGUAGAGCACCAUCCACUGUGACGUCAUAGGGCUGUGGUGGUAGACCACACCAGCUCAAGCCCAUGGCAGAACUCAUAUUUAAACCUGUUUUGGGAAAGGAAAGGAAAAUCAAAAGCUUGAGCACAAAACAGAUACCUCAGCCUGUUAAGCAGUGCCUCUGCUGGACUGCAUAUUCUCUCCCAUCCCCAAACCUUCACACAAACACACACCCUCACAGCCCCGCGCACUGAGACGGACCCUCUGCUGGCGUCGGAAGGGUGUGGGUGAGGAAGGGCACCUGGGAUUUGGCGCCAGGGGGAGCACCCACUUGGUUGGCCCUGGCCCACUUGAAGGUGUCUCAGACCUUUGGCCAGUGCGUCUUUCUCAGGGGUUUGGUCACGACGGAUGCACUCUUCCCAUCCAGAGGACACAGGGACAGUGUACCAUCUCUCUGGUCAUUGGGUCCUUCCCGUCCCCCAGGCAGCUUGCCUGGCGUCACCCUCUGAGCAAACCCUCGCUGCCCUCAAGGACAACAGCAGAGUCUCAGAAGGCCUGAGAAUGGGGGUACCAGUAGGUGCCCCAGGAGUGGGCCCCUGAUCCAGGAGGUGCUUUCCCUGAGGUGCAGUCCUGAAGACCACAUGGUAGGCAGGCAGCCUGGGCAGCUCUGUCUCUCCCUGUCCCCAUCGUAUAUGUAUUCUCACCAGGAAAAUGUGAUAGCACAUGGGUAGCCUAGGCAGUGGAUAAAUACCUCAGAUAUCUUCUUACAGCAAGUGUCUGUAUAUGUUGUGGUUAUUUUCUAUCCUACAUGUUCUCAAAUGUUUAUAUUUCAAUAAACCUCUACCUCUUCACACAAGCAGGUCUCCCUUGGUUGCACUGCAGGAGUCUUCCAUUGGGCAGUAACGGGAGAGGUGGAGCCUUCUGAAUAAAAAGGGACUGGGUGAACAGCUCCUCUGAUACCCAGAUUUUCCUGAACCUUUCUCCCCUUCACUGCUUACCCAUUCUUUGCCCAGAGCACUCACUCCGAUGCUGGGUGUAUCUUCUGUAUUAGCAGGGGACUCAGACAUUGCCUGGGUACCAGAACUAACUCCAGUGGUGUGCAUCACUGUCCUGGCAGGCACAGGGCCAGGAGAUCCCUUCUUCCAUUUAGCAAGCCCUUUUUGAGCUCCUGCCAUGUCAGAUGCUAAGAAUAAGCCGUAUUCCCUGCACUUAAUGAAGCUCACAGCCCUGUCUAGGAGAUAGACACCAUUAUCUAGACAAAACCAGUUAUUUCAAAUGCAGCAUGCUGGGACUCUGAAGAGUAGGCUACUUGGGCAGACAUAAGCUGCAGCAGCUCUCUCCAGAAUCUCUGGAAGGCUUCCCAGAGGUGGUAACAUUGAAGCUGGAAGAAUUAGUUUGCCAAAUGGGCAAGUAAAGGAAGAGUAGUCCUGGCAGAGGGACUGAUGGAUAUGGAAAGACAGCAUCAAAGGGCCUGGUUCCAGGGAACCGUGGCCAGUGCCCAGGGUCAGUGGGGUGGGGAGGAUUGGGGCAAAGUCAGAGGGGAUGCUAGGCUCUGGGAUUUGAGCAUCAUCCUCUGAGCAUCAGGACACUGCCAGUAUGUUUUAACCUGGGCAUUGGCUUAAAAGGGGCUUUUCUAGAAAGCGUCUGUGACAAGCCGGGAGAUAUGCUGAGCAUGGAGCCCCUGGGGACACUGCCACUGGAACUCAGUCCUAGACCCAGAGUUUGCAGCCUGUUUCUCUGCCAUAGCGCACACUCCCAUGGAUACAACCUGGGUUUUGGCAGAACCAAAAGGAACGUUGAGAGAGGUAAAGCAUUAGGUCAAUCUGUAAUUGCCUUCCAUUAACAGUGUCUACCCAGGAGUGAGGUAAGCUUGAUUUCAGUCAGAUGGGCUGGCAUUUCUGUGCAAUCCACUGAGGCAGGCUAGUGGGACACCUUUCUCUACCUUAUGGAAGUACUAGAGAAUGAGGGUGAUGUUGGGACAGUUUUGAGCCUCUCUCACUUAUUUUUUAAAUCUUUUGAGAGGAAUAACUAACCCUUCAGUACUUUAAUUACUAGUAACCAAUGGUUGGUAUCACACCUCACAACUUCCUGUGACACGCCAGGGGCUUACAUGGAGGUUAAGAGUCCGGGCGUUGUCUGGGAGGGAUCUGAGAGGAUGAAGAGGAUCCAGGGUCCUGAGACGUCCAAGAUGGAAACAGUGCUGAGUGACUUGGGGGGCGAAGGAGGGGAGGGAUGGAUGGGGGCCACUGCUAAGGGAGAAGUGGCAGCUGAGUAAGACUGCUGAUCCGAGAUGAAGACCCCAGGAGGAGCAAGGCACUAGCCCACUCCAAUUCCAUCCC